Molecule: messenger RNA, 1314 nt
Organism: Myripristis murdjan (pinecone soldierfish)
Lineage: Eukaryota; Metazoa; Chordata; Actinopteri; Holocentriformes; Holocentridae
Gene: gjd4
Product: gap junction protein delta 4
Exons: 2
Coding region: 1-1314 (437 amino acids)
Biological process (GO): cell-cell signaling
Cellular component (GO): connexin complex
Molecular function (GO): gap junction channel activity
Source: RefSeq, a predicted model, not a curated record
AUGGGGAGACCAAGUGCCUCGGAGGUCAUCUUCAUCUCCGUCAAUCACAGCAUCACUUUAAUGGGGAAGGUGUGGCUAAUUGUGAUGAUCUUCCUCCGCAUCCUGAUGCUCUUGUUUGCUGGCUAUCCCCUCUACCAGGACGAGCAAGAGCGAUUUGUGUGUAACACCAUUCAGCCGGGCUGUGCCAAUGUGUGCUAUGACCUAUUUGCUCCUGUCUCUCUGUUCCGCUUCUGGCUGGUACAACUCGUCACCGUAUCUCUCCCCUACAUUAUCUUUGUCAUCUACGUAGUUCAUAAGGUCUCAAAUAGCCUCAAUGUCGAUCCAGACACCUCAGAUCACAUCAAAGCCAGCCCGCUCUAUAAGAUCCACCAACAGGAGUUGUUCAGGAAGACGCCUGUGAACAAGAUGACCCUCGAGGCUGAACGAGGGUGGGCCCAGUGCUUCACAGGAGCCUAUAUCCUCCAUCUUGUGUUUCGGAUAUUGCUGGAGGCUGGGUUCGGGGCAGCCCACUACUAUCUGUUUGGUUUCUUUGUCCCUAGGAGGUUCCUGUGCCAGCAUCCGCCGUGCACCACACAGGUGGACUGCUACAUUUCCAGGCCAACCGAGAAGACUGUGAUGCUCAACUUCAUGCUGGGUGUUGGAGCUCUGUCUAUCUUCCUGAACGUGUUGGAUUUCAUCUGUGCCAUCAAGCGUUCGGUGAGGCAGAAAAGCAAGAGGAAAAUGAUGGUGGAUAAGAUGUACGAGGAGGAACAGUAUUACCUUUCGGCCGGUGGUACCACCCAGGGGAUAGACCCGAAUGUUCCUCUGGCCCAUCAGGGUCUAGAGGUAGAAGGUAGUCAUGCAGGAAGCUACCGGAAGAGACGGAGCAGUAAGGGGUCAAGCGCAGGGGGGGUGCUUGGAUUAGGCCAGGACCAGUCCUGCACAGAGCGUUCCUCUCUCCCUCGCUCUCCAGUCUCUCUCGCUCCAGGAUCUCCAGGCUCCAACACCAACACCAACGGGAACAAUGGGUACUCUGCAGGCCAGGAGGAUGCUCCAGAGGCGGAUGGCAGUGAGGUAGCUCUGUGCCCCCCAGAGCCCAUGGGAACGCCCAGAUCCAUCCGCGUUAGUAAACGCAGUCGGCUCAAACCGCCGCCUCCACCCAGACGGGACCUUGGAUUGCCCUCUGGUGAGUCAGUGGGGCCCAUCUGCGAUAUUUCCACAGCAACAACUGUCUGUACAAGAAGGAUGGGUCAGUACACUCUGGUCCAGCUGACCAGUGGUGCAGAGCUUCAGACAAAUGAUGAAGGGCAAGAGAAAAGAUCAGAGUGGGUGUGA